CAGAUCUUCUGGAUGACUGGUUCCAUGCUGAUCAUCAUACUGGGGAUGCUGGUUGUCCCCACCAUGGGCUGGAGGUGGAUGGUCCGUCUCUCUGUCACUCCCAGCAUCGUCCUCAUCUUCCUCUUCAAGUUUAUUCCGGAGUCGGCUCGUUAUAACGUCUCGGCGGGAAACGUCCAGGCGGCAGUGGACACUCUACAGCAAAUCGCUAAAAUGAACCGAGCGUCUCUUCCUCCCGGACGCCUGGUGGAGCCGGUGGUGGUACGUCCAGUGACAUCAUCAGAGGGGCUGAGCAAUGUGGUGAUGAUGUCAUGAUGACGUGGUGAUGUCAUGA
Plectropomus leopardus (leopard coralgrouper) is the source of this 331-nucleotide messenger RNA. The record is from RefSeq and is a predicted model, not a curated record. Lineage: Eukaryota; Metazoa; Chordata; Actinopteri; Perciformes; Serranidae.